This is a messenger RNA of Colletotrichum spaethianum, 267 nucleotides long. RefSeq lists its product as uncharacterized. The record is from RefSeq and is a predicted model, not a curated record. NCBI's taxonomy places the organism in Eukaryota, Fungi, Ascomycota, Sordariomycetes, Glomerellales, Glomerellaceae. Bases 1 to 267 code for a protein of 88 amino acids. The transcript is spliced from 2 exons.
AUGCCCAUCGAGGUUCCCAUUGCCGAAAUACAGAGCCGGCAGAUGGUUGACUGCCGUGCCGGUACGCGUACGGGUCCGGGCACGUUGCCAGCGCAUUCCAUUAUCGCCCGUCGUCAACCCGGGCCCAACCAUCUGAGUUCCGAACUGAUCGACCUCGUUGACAUGUUCCAGCCGCUCGAGACCGGCCCCAGCCUCAGAGAGCCCAGGGAGCAGCCGUGGAACCCGGCAGAUUGGCGACACGAGCCUCAGCUUUCCGUCCGUCUGUGA